AUGCCGCCUUCUCUUCCCCCAAUCUCCACACUCCCCUCCCUGCCCGAAACUACCCAAACUCAAGUCCUCGACACCCUCUUUGAGUCCUCCAAAGACUUACAUACUAUUGCCCUCCCCCUCCUUGCCCAUCAAACUUUCUCUUCUUACCCUUCUCUCAUCAAUGCAGUGGGCGCUCGCAUGACGGCUCUCUCCGCAGCAAAUUCUUCCCAAGACAGAAAGAUUUUGCAUGGGAUUCUAGGCGCGCAUCCUCGUCUUGGGGAGAAAAAGCAGGCAAGCCUUAGUGAGUUGAGUAGGCAAGAACAGGCGGGGUUAAAUGCCGGAGCGGGGGAAGAAGGAAAAAAGGCGCAGGAUGAGAAUGUGAGGAAGAAGGCAGAGGAAGAGGCAGCGGAAUUGAAGAGGUUGAAUGAUGAAUAUGAGGAGAAAUUUACCGGAUUGAGAUACGUGGUGUUUGUAAACGGACGUCGGAGAGAGGUCAUAAUACAGGACAUUCGUCGGCGUAUCGACAGGGGAGAUAUAGAGAAGGAAAAAGAGGAGAUUAUACAAGCAAUGUGUGAUAUCGCAAUUGAUCGGGCACAGAUGCUCCAAAGCUGA
Messenger RNA from Paracoccidioides brasiliensis Pb18, 591 nucleotides. RefSeq lists its product as uncharacterized. The record is from RefSeq and is a predicted model, not a curated record. The coding region runs from base 1 to 591 and encodes 196 amino acids. The transcript is spliced from 3 exons.